Cuscuta epithymum is the source of this 1158-nucleotide messenger RNA. The record is from the annotation of a GenBank genome assembly. NCBI's taxonomy places the organism in Eukaryota, Viridiplantae, Streptophyta, Magnoliopsida, Solanales, Convolvulaceae.
UAAAUAUAGGCACCACAACGCUUCUUUAAUUCGAUCCCUCAAACUGAUUUGCGCAUAGCUCUACUCCGAUUUGGUUCGCCCGCUGCAGCGAUGGCGGAAUUGUUUGAAAGUUUUCGGUUGGACUUGGACAUUGAUACAGAAGAUGGUCCUGACCUUCAAAGGUCUGUGGUGAGGAUAUAUCUGGAACAAGGGAAUGCUUCGUUUGCUAGAACAUGGUGGCUGGAUAGUAAAGAAUGCGGCAGCUGGAACCAGGAACUUCUGUAUAGGAUUGUGGAGGACGUUGACGUGAGCCCUGAAUGUGCGGAAACUAUUGACUUGGAGAAGAUACUAUCUGAAGAAGAAGACGAAGAACUUGUGACUUUAUUGACGGAUAAACUACUCUCCCCCUUCCAGAACAUUAUCCCAGGAGAAAACAUCGAGUACCUUGCAAGUGUGUUAAUAAGGCGAUGUCGUGAUCGGCUUAUUCCUCUCACCAAUGACAACUCUAACUCAAAGCGGUACUCAAUUAGCGUGGCUGUGUGUAGUAAGCUCUCUAUAAUUUUGGGACUCAAGGCCUGGACCUGGUUUCUAGAUUGCCUUGAGCAGCUGCCGCCUGGUGCGCCGCAUGGUUACGAUCCCUCAUCUCCAAUGCCUCUCCCGAGGAUGGUGCCGAAUGGCUACAGUUUCUUCCAACUUGGCGGUGGAGAAGAAGAAGAAGAAGAAACAUGUGCAAUUUGUUUGGGCAAGUACGAGCCGCAGUGCCUCGUGAUUCGCCUCCAAUGUCUGGAAGACAUUCUCCCCAACCACGAGGAGGAGCAUAGUCACAAGACCGAGAACGCAGCAGCAAUGCUGCUGCCAUGCCAGCACAUAUUCCAUGCAAAUUGCAUCGCCAGUUGGUUUCGUGUUUCAGAUGACAAACCCGACCAGUUAUCUGGUGUUAAUACUUGCCCGCUUUGCAGGCGUCAGGUUCCUAGCCGUCAUUUCGUGCUUUCUCUUGAACAUUUCUUUCGUCUGUCCUAUUAUUUACAAUAGGUCUACUUAAUGUUGGCAAAAGAUUAUAGUCAAAUUAAAACAUGACCAGGUAGUAAAAGAGAGAACUCUUACAAGGAGUCAUGUAAUGGUAAAUGAUGAUUUGGUUCUCAAUAUAAUUAUAUAAGGAGUCAUGUACUGCUUCUUCUA